GGAUUUAACGCUCGUCUUCGGAAGGGUUUCUUCUGCCACCGAAUUGCACUACAACCGUGAAUCCUCGUCGAUUGUAGAGGUUUUGCGAGACUCUCAAUUUUGCACCUCCUGAUCCCUCACUCUCAGUUUGUUUUGUUCAGUUUCAACUUAGUCUUGGUAGUCUUGGUAGUUGUUUUUGGAGGUACUUGACGUUAGCAAUCGCUGGGUUCGGAUUGUGACUCAAUUGGUGGACAUCGGCUCCGAGUGCAUCGCAAGCCUCGCAUUGAGCUUCGAGUGGGUGUCACUGUACUCUGUCGAAGUGUAGCGGGAAUUGGAUAAAGAGGUGGCGCUUGAGAAGUCUGGGGGUUGAGGUGUGGUAGUGGAGGAAUGGCGGCUACGAUGGAACUGGGGUCGGAAACUGAUCCUCGAAACGCUACGUUUUCUAUCUCGGACGAGGACCACACGCUUGGAAAUUCGCUUCGAUUCGUGCUCAACAAGGAUCCUCGUGUAGCUUUCUGUGGCUAUAGUGUUCCCCACCCAUCCGAGACUCGCAUCAAUGUUCGAGUUCAAACUACUGGUGUACCUGCACGAGACGUCUUGAAGGAUGCCCUGAAUGAUCUCAUGGCCAUGAACCAGCAUGUGUCGACCACAUUUAACAGGGCUGUGGAGACAUUCAAAGCAAACCAGGGCGUUAACGAGCUAAGUAUGAAGUCCGGGGUGACAUCUCAACACUCAGGCAGUGUAAAAAAGCCUUAAGCGAAGUGUUAUGUAUUCCUAGACCUAGCGUAUUUUUGCCAUUUUAAAACUAUAGCCAACCACGCCUAUGUACUUAACCAGAUAAGUAACAACACAAAGAAACUUCUCUUCUUUUUGAUCACUAAAUACUUUGUUGUAAUGAAUGUCAUAACCUAGUAAUUAUAUCUCCAGCAGCUUCA
Molecule: messenger RNA, 914 nt
Organism: Physcomitrium patens
Lineage: Eukaryota; Viridiplantae; Streptophyta; Bryopsida; Funariales; Funariaceae
Biological process (GO): transcription elongation by RNA polymerase I; transcription by RNA polymerase III
Cellular component (GO): RNA polymerase I complex; RNA polymerase III complex
Molecular function (GO): DNA binding; protein dimerization activity
Source: RefSeq, a predicted model, not a curated record